UUAGAUGCAUUUGCAUGUCCUCUCGAGUUCAAAGUUUAAGGUUUCUUCUUCUGUCUUCGCAUCUGUAGCAAGUGGGUUGAAUUUGUGGUUUGAGAUCUCCACUGGAAUUAAUUGAGUAGCAAAAGGGGUUUUCUAGGGUUUGGUUAGUGUGCUACUGUUUCUUCUUUCUCUGUGACAUGCUAUUACAAUUUGAGUUUGAUUAAAACAAAAAUAUGAAGAAUCAAAAUCUUUUUAACAUUCAGAAGUGUCCAAAUCUAGAGACUCUUGUCAUCGAUGGCCCAUUGCACUACGAUGAAGACCGACCUAAAUCUGUUUGCGACUGUUUAUCGGGAUAUUCUUUCUUAUUGUCAUGUCCUCUAGAGGUCCUACAGAUAACCGACUACAGUGGAACUACUGGAGAAGUGGAGCAACUGAAGCAUUUUCUAGAGAAACUGUCCUGUCUCAGAUUGGUGAAACUUCAUUGUCCGAAAAGACAUGGUGGCGACAAGAAAAAGUUAUUAAUGCUUCCCAGAGCUUCCUCUAAGUGCAAGAUCAAGGUCACGUUUUCUUAAAAGCUUUGCUCCUCCUAGUUGCAUCUAUCUGUUGUAUCUUUUUGGAUAGUGAACACUCUUACUCGCUUAUAUCCUCUGUUAAUCUUUUGUCGGAUUCUCCUUGUUGUCCUAGUUUGAACUUGUCAACUUUCUGGAGCCUCUUUUGAUUCGAUUUUCAUUUGUAAUUUGCUUUGAUGGAUUCUUAGGAUAAUGUAUAAUUAAACUCAGUAUGUAUAU
This is a messenger RNA of Arabidopsis arenosa, 767 nucleotides long. NCBI's taxonomy places the organism in Eukaryota, Viridiplantae, Streptophyta, Magnoliopsida, Brassicales, Brassicaceae. The record is from the annotation of a GenBank genome assembly.